Molecule: messenger RNA, 6553 nt
Organism: Astrephomene gubernaculifera
Lineage: Eukaryota; Viridiplantae; Chlorophyta; Chlorophyceae; Chlamydomonadales; Astrephomenaceae
Source: the annotation of a GenBank genome assembly
CCCCACACGCCUUUGUACUUUCCUACAUAACUUUUGUACUGCUCUUUAUCAUCUAUUGGUCUCCUCCUUGUCCUAGCGUAAUUUUGCAAGGACCUCAAGCUCAACAAGGACGCUAAGCCCAACACCCAUGUGUUAACCCGACUUGCAAACCUCUUUCAUAGCUGUACAUACCUUAGGUUGCCUUGGGGCUCAGCUGUCAUAGCCGUAAGGCACCACUGAGAGCUCAGCGUCGCUAAGCAUGAUAUGCGAACCCAGCUUGCAGCUUGCUUGUGCAGCUCGUGUUGUACGCAUGUAGCGGCUUGAGGAGAUCCGGCACCUGGCUCCUUCAGGGUAGCCAUCACAGCUGCCCGAAAUGGCUGGCGCAGCUCCCGUCAAAUGGGAGGACGAGGUUCUCAGGAAAUUUUACCGUUCAUUUCACAAACAUGGUGCAAGCGGUUGGGCGAAGGUUGCCAGGGACACCAAGAUGUCAGUUGAGCAGUGUGAGGCGCUGCAUAGGCAACACACCUCCUUUCUCAGCCUUCCUGCAAGCCAAGCCCUCGAGGCGGCUUUCGUGGCCCUUGUCAACGACCACUAUAACGCAACUCAAAAGCAGUUAAAAGACGAAGAUUUAGGGGAGGACACAACACGUAGCGGACGGCCAGCCCGGCGUGGAGCGGUCGAGCCGGAGGAGCCAGAUUCACAUGUCGCAAGCAGCAGCAGCCAGAAACCACGGCGCACUCCAAAGCCCACUCCCCAGCGCCUGGCCGCUGAGGAGGAGCAGCAGGCGCGGCGUCAGGCCAGAUCCAAUCAGGGCACCCCCAAAAGCGCUAAGUUCAAGCACAUGUUGAAGGCGCCCCCAUCACCCCCAGCUGGAGAAUGGACGUCAUCGCAGCGCAAGCGCACUCGCCGCCUAUUUGAGGACAACGGGGACUUGGAGGGGCCUCGAUACCGUUCACCCCCAGACCGUUGGCGCGGCCGGCAUAACACCGACGACGUUGACGAAGGCGUGGACGCACUGCUGUCACUGGCUUCCGGCGCACGCCCCUCAGCCCUCUUGGAUGAGGGACCAAGCGCGCACGAAGUAGCCGCCAGCACUGCCGAGCCGGAGGUUGACGAGCAGGAGCAGGAGCCCGUACUCGGUUCACCGAAACGAGCACGAGGCGGCCGAGGCGGCCGAACGCCAACUCCAACGGGGACGCCCCUAAAGGGUGCAGCGCGGUCAUCGUCUGCGACAGCAGCAGCCGCUGCCGCAGCAGAAGCGAUAUUGUUGCCAACCACGACUGGACUCCGCAGCCCAAGGGCUCGCGCUGCUGCUGCAGCAGCUGCUGUCGCGACGACCUCUGGCCGCGGUCCUCCAGCUGUAGCAGGGCGCCAGCGGAAAGAGCAGCAAGCUUCGCCCACAUCUUCACAGAAGGAGGCUGGCGACGACACAUCGCCAACGCAAGCAGGGGCUGACGCAGGCGACCUUGAUGCUGGCGAGGCAGCGACAACAGAACCCCAGGACGCGGACCGGGCAGCGGCUGAAGAAGGGCCAAGCGUUAGCAUUGCGGCGGGAAGACCAGUCCGCAAGCGGAAGCCGUCAGCGAUAGCCAUUGCAGCAGCUGCGGCAGCAGAGGAGGAGGAGGGGGGCAUUCGGGGGGAAGCAGCCGUUCUUGCAGCGGUGGUGGCGGCAGCAAGCGUGGUUCCUGGCUCAUUACCGCCAAUUCCGAUGCCGGACGACAUUGCGGCGUCUAUGCUGGAGGACGCAAGCGGUAGCGGCCCGGGCGCGGAUGACACGGCUGCCCUGCUCGCCUCAGUGCCGCCGGUAAGGACCCGAGGGUCGACCCGGGCCACUAGCAACGGCCCAGGCAGCCGGCGCGCAACUGAUCGGCCCUCACCGGCCGCUCCUCUUCCUCAAGCCCCCGCAGCUGCCGUUGCGGUUGCUGUGUCGGAGGCUGAGGAUCCAGGGGACGAACCUGCAGGGGAAUUACCCGGCGCGGUUCCAGGGCGAAGCCGUUCGACUGCUCCGGCGGAGCCUGCUGCGCCGCAGACCGGCGCGCGAUUGCGAAACCUGCCGUUGCCAGGGCGUACACGGCAACGGAAGUCGCGUCCAGAGCGGUUACCGCCGAUGUUUGAGUCGCUCAAAGUUCCGCUUUCGCAGCCGGGCCCAGGCAGCGUCAGCACGCUCGCCGGCAGCAUCGGGGAUGAAUCCACCGCUGGCGUUGCGGCGCAGUCAGCGGACGGUGCGUUGGGGCCAGCGUCCGACACCGCGGCGCCUACCGGCGCCGAGGCCGAGAGCCUGGCAACUGCAACGGGGCAGGCAGCUGCAGCAGCUAGCAUGGCUAAGCCGCAGAUGCUGGCAGCGGAGGUUGCGUUGCGUCACUGCCUGGGCACCCGCGUACGGCGGUGGUGCAUGUACGAGUUCCUGUACAGCGCCCUCGACCGACCUUGGUUCAUGCGCAACGAGCUCAUGGAAUUCUGCAUGCAUAUGCAGCUGCCGACUACGAAGUUGACCCGGCUGGAGUGGUCGGUGCUGCGGGCAGCGCUGGGCAGGCCGCGGCGGCUCUCCCUGGCGUUCCUGCGAGAGGAGCGCGUGCGGUUGGAGGGCUACCGGGAGCACGCUCGGUUGAAGUACGAGGAGGCUGCCCAGGGCAUGGACUUCCCAAUGGAGCUGCCACGACAGCUCCGGGUCGGCCAGGAGGUCACCGCACGGCACCCCAUCUCGCGGCAGCUGCACGACGGCGUCAUCCUCACCGUCAAGGGCAGCAAGUACAGGGUUCAGUUCCACCGCGGCGACCUGAUGACGGAGGUUAUCCGGGACACCGACGUCAUGCCCCUCGACCCGUUCGAGUGCUUGCCGCUGCACACGUCCUUCCUGCCGGCGAUGCUCAACGGCCGCACCUUCGACGCCGUGCGUCUGGCGGCGCUGCGCGGCCUCGUGCCAGGCAUGGUUGCUCCGCCGCUGGGCGCCAAUCUGCGGCCGGUUGGGUCCUGGGCGGCCGGUCUGGAUACGCAGAUGAUGCGAGCACAGGACGCCGCGAUGGUGGCCGAGGUGGAGCGCGCCCUGCAGGUGAAGGAGGCCCUGGUAGCGCGCCUGGCGCAGCUCAACAACGAGGCGGCGUCCGGGCUGCACACGGACGAGCACGGCGGGCGCACCGAGCGCUUCCAGCUGCAGUACACGGAGGUCGUGCUGCAGCUGAAGGAGACCAACACCACGCUGGAAAGCGCACUGACACGGCUGCAGAGCCGUCAGCAGCAAGUCACGUCGGCCGCCGAUGCGAUGAGGGCGCUGCAGCCGCCGCAGCUGGCAGUUCCGGCGGCAGCAGCCAUGUUCCCGGGCGCCGGCGCACCGCGGGUUGGCGGCCCAGUGGCGGGCCUACCAAGCGCGCCGUCGCCACUUGCGCAGGCGCAACCGCAGCAGGCGCCUGCCCAAGCAGCGCCGCUGUCGCAAUCGCAGCAACCGCAGCACGUGCCAGCGCUGGCAAGCGACCCUUCGCCCAGUGCGUCCGUUGCAGAGCAGCAAUCCCAGCAGGCGCAAGAGCGUGCUACAAACGCAAAGGCGCCAAUGCCACUCCCGGCAGCUUCAGGGAAUGUGCCGACUCUUGCACCGCAGCCGCGGCCGGCUGUCGCAUCUGCUGCUCCAAUCGCACAGGCGCUGUACCCAUUACCUGCCCAAGCGUCGCCGCUGCCGGUUCCCGCGCAAGGCCUCAGCCCUGACCAUCUAGUUCAGCAGGCAAUGGAGGAGGCGCGGGCGGUCGUUGAUGCGUGCCGGAACAAGGGCGCGGAGACGCUGCCGCCGCAGCCAUUGCUGUUGCCACCUGCGCCUCAGCCGCUGCCCGUGGUAGGGCCCAUAGUCACGAUGCAGGUGCAGGCGCCAGGCGGUGCGGUGGUGCCUCUCGUGCUCCCCCCUGGAGCGGUGAUGCCACCGCAGCUGGUGCAACAGCAAGCAGUUGCUGUGGACAGCCCGCAGCAAGCCGGCCAACCCGAGCACUUGCCAGGGCAGCAGGCGGCAGGGGCAAAUGGUGAUGCCGCGGCGGGUGGCGGUGAGGACGCAGCAGCGGCUUCGGUCCAGGUAAAGACGGAGGAGAAGGAGGAAGAGCAUCAUCGCGCAGCCGUCGUAGCAGGGCCAAAAUCGCGGGAGCAGCCUCUAGGGGAGGAGGAGUUGGCGGAGAGCUGGUUGCGGGACGUCAUCGUCGGCUGCGUCGGGGUGCUCUUCACCAUCCAGAAGUGCACUGCUGGCAAUGUUCCAGCUGAAACAGUGGCAGACGCGCUGGACAUGGCGGUGCAGCAGCUGCAAAUAAAGACGGACGGCGAGAACGAGGCGCUGUACCGUGAUAUCGUGCAAUCGGUGCAGGGCUUAAAGGGCCACCUGACGAGAGCGCUUGCUUGAGUAGGCGAGGCCCCAGAUUGGGCUAACGUCUUAACGACUUCUUGGACCUUGUGACAUGCAUGGCAUUUUACGUUUGUUGUUUAUCGCAUGUGAACUUGUUGCGCAUAGGUACUUACGCACGGCAUGGGCUUUCCUAAAUCCGCCUCAUAGUGUGAGUUCUUUUGAAGACCUUAUGUAAGCAUGUUGGACUCUUUGCCUACAGGCAGUUGCUUUAUGAAAAUGCGUAAAGGUAGUUCGCCUCCCAGUAAUGAAGGUCAGGCUGCGCGAGUUUGCUGGUGCCAAAAGUCCGCAUGGUGUGACGUCGACGCAUUUCCGCUUCUGUAGGCGACUGCUGGUCGACAAUACCAACCGAGUUGCUGCAUGUGAUUUUGUCGUAUGGAGACUUGGAGACGAUUAAGGUUGCGCGCCUUGUAUGCAAAGGAUGGAGACCAGCUCAAGCGCGCCUGGAACCAUGCGUACCGAUUCGUCUCUGCCCUCUUGAUGAAGCGGCACAUCCCGCAGCUUUGCACGCUAGCGCAUCCGCCGACUGCCCCGCCGGUCCCGAAACCCCCGCGCACGACGACCAGCAAACCGUAGCAACAGCAUCCCGUGCUAGGGAAACGGCUUGGCCCCAAGGCCAUGCUGCUUCACCUGCAGUGGGUCUAUUGGGCUGGUUAUCGUCCACCUUCGGCGGUCAGUUGGAGCAAGAAGGAACUGUUGUGCUGACGGUGCAAGAAGGUCGGUCCGGUUUACAAAGCCAGCGGAGCAUCCGGGGCGCCAGCAGCAGGACUGCCGCUGCGCACGGCAGCGGAGCUCGUACGCCCAAGGCUGGUGGAGACGAUGGCACGGCCAUCGGAAAUGGCGCGACCGUUGGUGACCGCAGCGUUGGCCACGGUACGUCACUCUCCUCCGUGCUCCACCACUUGGCUGCGACCGGCCAGCAACACCUGCGUAUACAACACGCGGCAGCAUCUGCAGCAGCUGGCGUCCUGUCACCUUACUCCUGUGGCAUCACCCAAGCCGGCAUCUGGCGUCACCUCGACCGCACCCCCCGCGGCCGCGGUCUGGGAGAGACCGCCCUCCAGCCAUACCACCCAUGCAGCUGCGGUACCGGCACCUCUACCGCUUCGUCCUCCUCCUCUUCUCCUCUCCCUAGCAGCGGCGGCUGCGACUGCUGGGGCGCCACUGCGCUGCCGCCGCCACAGCGCCACCUGCCUGCGCCGGGCCUGUCAGCCCUGACGGCGCUGCAUGGGUUGCGUUCGCUGGAGCUGUACGGCAUCUCCUUCCGGCCUGCACUGCUGGCCAGCCUGACGUCCCUCGCGCAGCUGACGCGGCUGUGUGUGGACCUGCCGUUACCGGUCAACGCGGCUGCCGCUUGUUUGCCCCGACUGACCACGCUGCAGUGCCUGCACUUCACCGUCACGUGGCCAGCUAAGACCGUUGCGGCGGCAGUCGCGACGGGUGCGGGGGCCGGCGCAGCGUCGCUGCCGCCGGCGCGGCAGCAUCAGCAGCACCAGGCCUCUCUCCGCAAUAGUACAGAAAGCACGCCGAGUUCCGCCGCCCGAACACGAUCGAGAAGCGAUAACAGCAACAGCAGCAGCCCCAGCAGCAGCCAGCUAGACCACGAACUAGAACUCCUUCUGUCGUCACCCAACGCUAACUGCGACCACAAGGAAGGCGACGAUGACGACGACGAGUCCGGUCUAAGCGACGAAGGCGAUGACUUCUACCUCCACAACCUCCCCUCCUCCGGUGCUUCCGCUCUCACUUUGGAGCAAGUGCUCCCCACCCUGGCUGCCUUGACCGCCUUGCCUUCCCUGACCGACCUCCGACUCAGCGUGUGCUGCGAGAGCAUGGCGCGCUCGUUGCUCGCGCCGCCUGAGCUUCUGGCGGCGGCGCGUCGCGCCUGCCCGCGACUGUGUCGCUUCGGCUUCCGCGUGCUAUCCGAAUGGCAGUUGGCGCCCAAGACGCUGUACAACUGGCUGGCGGCUGACUCGGCAGGGCAUCACGCGCUGAGCCCCAUUCGUGACGACUCCGCAGGGCCCGACAAGCAGGUCUUCAUUUGGCAGCGGCUUGAAUGGUGCAGCUGCUGCCAGCCGGAAUCUCAGGGCGCUAACGGAAGCCAUGAAGGCUAUUUCGAAGGCGGCGCUGCCACACUGAGCAGCCCUUCAGCAGCUGUAGCAACCCCAACCAGCUGCAGGCCACAACAACUCAGCGCUGCUCAUG